UUCAUUCGACACGCCGCGGGAAUAUUCGAUGGGCAGAUGCUUGAUGCUUCUCAGCUCAUCUGUGAUGUGGAGAAGCCGCUGGACUAUUCUGAUGGUGAUGUUCUACUGCAUGUCGGUGGGAACCACUCGCUCCUGUCUCCAAUUUGAAUAUGUGUUGAGGCGGGACCAGGAAGAAGAGUGUUGUCCCAAGUGUGUCCCGGGCUACAGAGUCAAAACAGACUGCACUGAGUCACAAAGCACAUCCUGCACUGCCUGUGAUGGUGGAACCUACAUGGACAAAUAUAAUGGAGAGAAACAGUGUUUCCAGUGUCUCAACUGUGCUGAAGGCACCGGACUGAGGGAGAUCAGCUCCUGCAAAUUCGACCAAAACACUGUGUGUGAACCUCUGGAGGGUUUCUUCUGUGUGAGCGGCUCAGCGAACAGAUGUGUGGCAGCACAGCAACACUCCACAUGUGCACCAGGACAAUACAUCAGCAGAGCAGGAACGUCCUCCACAGACACUGUGUGUGGAGACUGCAGUGAAGGAACAUUCUCAAAUGGAACCUUCAUGUCCUGUCAGAAUCACACACAAUGCUCCAGGCUUCAACAACCAGGAACCAUCUAUGCUGACUCUGUGUGUCUAGAAGGUUUGACAGCAGCAGAGGUGGCUGGGCUUGUUAUUGGAACACUUCUGAUCCUCUCCUGUGUAUCAGUGAUCCUGAUUGUGAAAAUGCGUCGACAUAAGAACUGUAAUUACGUCAGGUGAUUAGGCUGUAGUGAGGCCACGUGAUGUAAUUGCAGUUGUGCUGUAAACCUCUGGAUUCACUUUUUUUUUUUUAUCGAUCAAGUGACACAGUCUGGUCCCAAAAGGAACUUCAACAGACAGAGACUCUGUAAUGACAGCACAAUGACCAACUGAAAACAGCGUCUUCACUACAUUCAGACAGUCACUGUGUUGCUGUGCCACUCUCACAGAUGUUUCCACACGUUUGUUUUGCACCCGACUGUUUUGAUCUCAGGAACUUGAGUUUGAGAGGUUUGGCCCAAAAGUGCGGGCCUUUUCCAGAACAAAGAUAUUCUUUUCUUGUAUUGUUAUUUUUCAUGUUGUCUUUCUUUGAUAUGUACACAGUUAAACACUGUUAUUCAAGGUUUGUUUUCCUCAAUCUUCAGUGAUGAUGAUGUGAUGCUCAGUCACAUUUGUCGCUAUGAUGGUGAUCAGUUGAAAAAGAACCCUUUUUUCAUUUUACUGAAUUUAUGGUUUGAUUUCCAAAAUUAA
Synchiropus splendidus (mandarinfish) is the source of this 1255-nucleotide messenger RNA. RefSeq names its product tumor necrosis factor receptor superfamily member 14-like. The transcript has 7 exons. Lineage: Eukaryota; Metazoa; Chordata; Actinopteri; Syngnathiformes; Callionymidae. The record is from RefSeq and is a predicted model, not a curated record. Bases 29 to 745 code for a protein of 238 amino acids. Gene Ontology annotation, molecular function: protein binding; transmembrane signaling receptor activity. Gene Ontology annotation, biological process: immune response; positive regulation of cytokine production involved in immune response; signal transduction. Gene Ontology annotation, cellular component: external side of plasma membrane; membrane.